Molecule: messenger RNA, 1688 nt
Organism: Diabrotica balteata
Lineage: Eukaryota; Metazoa; Arthropoda; Insecta; Coleoptera; Chrysomelidae
Source: the annotation of a GenBank genome assembly
UUGAAGGGUGAAUGUCAGCGAUGUGACAUGAACCGUUUUAUAGAGGUUUGAUUUUGUUUAAAGAAGUUUAAUAUAUUAAUUAGUUAAAUAACUGAUAAACUUCAACUUCAAGGACAAGUUAUUGUCCCAAAAUCACCUUCAUAAUUCUUGUGAGAUGACUUAAAAUUAAUAUCCAUUCUCUUAGAGUUGAAGGUUUUCUUUGGACUAAUUAUUAUCAUGUCUAAACAAAGUCAUGAUUGCUAUACAGAUAACAUAAAGGUAAAAAUUUCUGAAAAAUAUAAACCUCCUCCUCGUAUCAACUUAGCAAUUAGUUAUGCACAGAGGCUAUCUCUAAACAAACAAAUUCAAGACAAUAUGCCAAAUUACGAAUUUUCCUUAGAAAAAACAGUGUUAAGUAAGAUGAAAGAGUGGAAGGAGUAUAGAUCUGGGAUAGUUCAAGAGAGGAAGGAUAAGAUAGAAAAGGCUAGGGAAGAAAUAAAUGAAAAAAUGAAAAAAGAACAGGAAGAAAAAGAACAAGCAGACGAGGUAGAGUUAAAGACUGUAAACGAGACUGGUACUAAAGCCUGUACAUCAACUACUGCAACAUACAUUACUGGAACAAACAUUACAAAUAUCAAUCAAAAUUACGGUUCUUACUCAGUCAAUAACGAUAUUCUAGUUCCAACUCAAAUUAAUAAUCAAUAUUCAAAUAUUCUUACACCAAUUCCCUUACAGAGUUACGGAACUCAGCAAUACACUAAUCCAAAUGAUAAAAGUCCUUUCAAUUUAUCAGAUUUCGAAAAUGAUACGUCGAGUCCUUUUGACAACAUGGAGUUAAAAUCUAUAAAUGAUAUGGAAGAACUAGCCCAGGUUUUAAACAGAGAUAAAAAUAGUAGUUAUAAGAUUAGUUCUAAUUCUCACACAUACUCAAACUUUUCCAGUGUUAGGCCCGCUGCGCAAGUGCAGCCGACUUUUUCUAAUUAUAUGAGUAAUCAGUAUUCUUACAACAUUCCUAGUACAGCAUCUUAUGUACAGCCAGUUGUUACUGACUAUUCAAGAACAAAUGGUUACUACUAUGAUAAUAGCCCAUUCCAAAAUCAGUACGUUUACAAACCUAGUCCUCCUGAAUACUUCACUACUCCUUCAUCUCAACCAUCUGCCACUGCGUUAGAAAGUAAUAAGCCCAACUGCAAAAGUGUUCCUGAUAUUAUGAAAGCCUUAGAAACUGAAAUAGAAAACACUCAUAUUACUGCUUCAGUCCCCAAAGAGUCAUACAUUAGAAAUGAAUUAAUAACACAGACUACAAGGCCUAAGAGUACAGACGCGGUUUAUCCGAGGCCGAAGAUUAAAAAAGACGAUUUGGAUGAUCCGUUACAUUUAUUACCUAAAAAUCAGCAGGAUUUCUGUCGAUCUAUAAGUUCAAUGGGAUUUCCUUUGUCAAGGGUAGUUAGGACCUGCCAAAUUCUUGGAGACGAUCAAAAAAAGGUUGUAGACCAUUUAUUGGCAUUGACAGAUCUUUUAGACUUAGGAUUUGCGGAAAAAGACAUCUCAGACGCGCUGGUCCAGUGUGACAAUGAUAAGGAUAAAGCUUUGGAUAAAUUGAUAUCAUAAACUUAUUUUUAUGGCUGUGCUGUAUCAUAAUUUUUACGCUGAAAAAUGUAUUGUGAUUUAUAUUUAUUUAUUUGUAAAUAAUACUUUGUACCCACUAA